AUGGUGCAAAACGCCAAUGCCAGUACCGAUCCUGAGCCAACAGUUGUCAUUAUUCCUGGCUCAUUUUCGCCCGCGUAUUUCUACGACAAGAUCGUUGGCCAGCUCCGGGACAAUGGUAUCGAGGCUGCGGCGUACGACCUUCCCUCAGCCAGCCGGACACCUCCUCAACCCGCGGCCACGUUGACCGAUGACGCUGCCUUCUUCCACGACGUUGCGCAGAAAAUCGCCGACCAGGGCAAGGACGUCGUUUUUGUCACGCAUUCUUAUGGAGGCGUAGUUGGUACGGAAGCCUCGAAGGGUUUGACGAAAGCGGAGCGUAAAGCGGCCGGUAAAGAGGGUGGUCUGGUCAGAAUAGUGUACGUUACUUCGGUGGUACCGCCAGUUGGAAAGUCGUUGGCCGAUGUAAUGGGGGACCUAGUGCCGGCGUAUUUGAAGGUCGAGGGCGAAUACAUGAGACACGAACCGCCCGAGGAGAGCGCACGGUUGACGUUCUCGGAUCUGCCGCCAGAAGUAGGGAUCGACUGGGUCAAGAAAAUGCCUUUGCACUCAGCCCCGAGUUUCGCUAACAAAUUGACACAUCCGGGGUACAAUCAUGUCCCGGUGUCGUGGAUAUUCUGUGAGGACGAUCUCAUCCUGGUUCCGGAAUUUCAACGGAAGUGCAUCGAGAUGAUCGAGAAAGAGAGUGGCAACAAAGUCGAUGUGUACAACCUCAAGACAGGGCAUUGUCCCAACGCGAGUGCCGGGUUGGAGACAGCGAUGCUCAUAACUCAGGCGUUAAAGGUAGCUUGA
Molecule: messenger RNA, 789 nt
Organism: Exophiala oligosperma
Lineage: Eukaryota; Fungi; Ascomycota; Eurotiomycetes; Chaetothyriales; Herpotrichiellaceae
Exons: 2
Coding region: 1-789 (262 amino acids)
Source: RefSeq, a predicted model, not a curated record